UUAUGAAUUAUUUCAAUAGUGAAGGUUACGGGCUACCAAUUCGGGAGACCAGUUCAUUUAAAUGCAAAAAGUGGACCUUGUUUGCAUUAUGCGUAAUUGGGAUAUGACUGGUAAAGCCAUGGGUCUACUAAUUCUACUAAUCGUAGUGGUGGGCAUAGUAUUAAUGGUGGUGCCCUCUAUUGGCUUAGUAGCCACCUAUAAGGAGCACUACGGAAUGGCUAUGGCAUUUGCCGUGCUAAUGACCUUGACCUCUAUAUCAACAUUCUCGGCGCUAUUCCGAGAUAUUACAUACCUGUCCACCCUGGUAUAUAAUCUCAUUGUAACCGCCCUGGCCUACUCAUUCGCUAUGGAUUGCAAUAAGAUCAGACUGAACAGGGAGGUCGGCAGGUUCCCGGUCAUUCAACAGACUCCCUACGCUAUUAGACAGUUGGAG
Oppiella nova is the source of this 433-nucleotide messenger RNA. The record is from the annotation of a GenBank genome assembly. NCBI's taxonomy places the organism in Eukaryota, Metazoa, Arthropoda, Arachnida, Sarcoptiformes, Oppiidae.